Amoebophrya sp. A25 is the source of this 6717-nucleotide messenger RNA. The record is from the annotation of a GenBank genome assembly. Lineage: Eukaryota; Dinophyceae; Syndiniales; Amoebophryaceae.
GAUCUAUAUUAUAUCACAUGACCACGACGAGCCAUUCUUUACACCAAGAUCACGUGCAUGACUACAUCGAAACGGAUAGUAUACCGACGCAAACCUCCCAAACGACGGCACGCAUAGAGCAGCCGUUGUAGCGCAAACGACGAUCAUCAGCAUGGUGCAGGCGCAGCCAGGAUACGUCUUCCUGCACGUCGCUCGCGUGCAUCCGGCACCAGGAGGCACCUCUUUCGCUCGCGUGCAACUGCUCGACCGCACUGGCAGACCUGCUUCGGACGUAAAAUCCAGCGUGAUUCCUGGCGACGUGCGCCGGCCGCUCCUCGAAUUCAGAGUACGCGAUCGUUCCGAUGUCCUAGAUUUGAGCGUUUUCAACGAAACUAAGGGGCACAACACCUCUUUCGGAAAGCUCGUUUUACCGAUCCGGUGCGUCAAGCCCGAAGACAUCUGGAGGGUCGACUACGGUCUGCAACGCGGUGGAGUGUCAGCAUCCUCUAGUGCAGCUGGCGGAGCAUCGGGAGGAGCAGCCCCGCAACCGCAAGCAGCACUGCAAGUGGUCGUGCAGUACUUGCCUGGCGAGUAUCUGACUGAGUGCGUGACCCGACGGGCGGCGCCGCUUCUAGGUGCGCGACCGGAGGACGGCUAUUCCGGUGACGCUGAUCAUAACAAACUGAACGCUUUGAUAGACGAGCUUCGACAAAACUUCCUAGCGAAGUUGUGGAGCGAACAAACACCUGAGGAAACGAAAGAGAGGCUGCAGGAGGAGGACGAAAGAGAAGCAGCUGCAGCUCAGGCCGAACAGGAUCAUGGAGAGGACCCCUUUGGUCUUGACCACGAUGACGAUGUUGCCCACCUGCACGAUCGGCAUCAAGAUCGGCAGCAGGUCGUGGCGGAAAGUGCGGACGCCAUUCUUCGCGGAGGAUCUUCAGGGCAUAGCAGUAGAGCAUCCAGUCGCGCAGGAAGCAGAGCAGGUAGCAAAACAAGUGUCUUGGGCGAUCAUGGAACGACAGGACAACUUUUUCAUAAAAGUGGAGGCGCGACGAAGUCGACCGUGGCGCCUAGCUCGGCAGUUGACGACAUGUCUAAGACUGAAAAUUACUCUGCCGAGGUCCCUCCAAUAGGCGAAGACGAAGUACUAAACACAAGGGAGGACAUGAACCUCAUCGAUUACGAAGCACAUCACCAGCACCAGGAGGAUCAACUACAACAGGACGUAGCAGGUGGAGCAGGAGCGUCAGAGUACAGAUUUUACGAUGAAGAACAGAAUGAAGCACACCAGUCGGAUGAAUAUAGUACAACAAGGGCGGCACCACCAGGAGGAGCAGAACUUAGAAGUACCAGUGCAGGAGCUGCAGGGCCAUCUUCGGGAAUAGCAGACGCCUCUUCAUCUCUUCAGAGUCGUAUCUCGCAAAAGCUUUACGAAGUGAGUGGUCGAAGUCCAUCCGCCAGCUCAUCUUCGUUGCAUUUGAAGAAGCCACAGCAUAUAUCGUUCGCCGCAGACUGCACUCGGCCUACUGCAAGUUCUGCAACUAGCUCGCUUGCUAGAAGUGCUACAGCUACAGGUACUGGAGGACAAUUAGAAAUGAGCUCUUCACAAUUAGGAACAAGCAACGUUCUUGGAGAAGUUGGAGCUGGAGGGACUGUACUAGGUGCAGCAACAGCAACUCGUGCUACAGCUAGUGCAUCAUUAUAUCCCGUGAGUACAACAUCUAGUCGAGGGGGAGCAACCUCUUCCGGUGGAACGACGCCAACGCCCAUGACAGCAGGCAGCAGCUUAAACUACAGCACUACAGCAAGCGGUAUUACUAGACGUGGUAUGGCCGGAAUUAGUCCUCAGAGAAGAGCUGCGCAGUUUUACGAAAGAAGUCCUAGCCAGGGUUCUUCACGUACUUACGGCGGUAAAAAAAGCAUCAAUAGAGGAGCGCCAUGCACUGGAACGUCGACUCCGUCUGGUGGUGCAUCUGUAUUGAGCCAGCAGCAGGCUUUUCGGUCAGCAGCUGCGCGUAGUGGACAUCAAGAUCAAGUAGGCCAACAGUCCCCCGCCAAUCAAAAUUAAGGCUACUACAAACCUCCGAUCUUUGAAGGUUCAUAAGUGUCCAAGGGACGACGAAGGACCUACAAAAAAAAGUAAAAAGAAACAUACUAGUACAAAGGCUGGGCCAAGACUACAAAAAAAAGUUGAUAUGGUGACAUCUAACACUAACAGAAGCAAAACACCGCAGUUUCGCGAACAGCGUCAGCGAGUCGUCUUCCUGGUUCAGCGAGUCCUAAAAAUUGGCGACAUCACGCCUCCACUCAACGAGACCCGACCGAAUUAGAGCGAGUACGAGCGCAACUGCUAGAAUCCGAAUACAGGGUGCACGAUUUGACCCAAGACAUCGUCAAAAUAAGGGAUGAGGCUGAAUCGGCGGCUAGUGAUGCCAGAAAGUCAACCGAUCGGGCACUAUCGACACUGCAGAAAAAAGAGCAGGAGCUCUCCUUGGUUGUAUGGCCGGAGGAUAUUUUCUGUCCGCAGAUGCCCUUCAUGAUAUUUCUUCCUAGAGUGAGGACAUUGUUGUAACAAUCCUUGUUUAUCCAAACCUAGUCAUAAAUACAAAUAGAAAGAAGAUGAUCUAAUGCCUAUAGCCAAAUUGCGUGAUAAGGAGGGGGCGCUGCGGGCACAUGGAGAGACGAUCGAGGUUUUAGAGGAGAAAUUACGGCUCUUGCGGGAAGACUUGCGAGUUAAGACACAUGACGAAAGCACUGUGCGGGCCUGUCGUGUGGAAUGCGAAGAGCAGGCGAAGAGGCUUUCAAUCUUACGCAUGGGAUGCAGAAAUACAAAGUGCAUAUACUAGUAAAGUAUCCCUAUCUACUACUUUCUUAUUUAUCAAUCUACUUUCUACUUCUUAUAUCAUUUGUUGAAUUUAUAUUUAUUAUCAAUCUACUUUCUUAUUUGAUAUCAAUCUACAACAGUAGACGGUAGCGUACUACAUCAGUAUAAUCCUCUCAAAUUCAGUUCUAGAAGCCAAGUUGUAGCUUCAAACUGCUGCUCUUCUAAUGCUUCUUCGAGUGGAGGCGGACGCGUUGCUUGAGCAAAAUAAGCUGCUGACAGAGGAAGUUGCGGAUCUUCAGGAGAAAGCUCGCUUAGAGCGUGGAAAGAGUGAGGGAGCGGCAGCGGCUGCGGGACAGGAAAUCCAAUCCUUGAAACAGUCACUACGAGAACGCAGUAGUCAGAUUGAACACUUGCGGAGUGAAAUGGGACGGAUUGGAGAUGAGGUAACAAGACAUGGUCAUUCGGGCGAGUUUCUGUGGUAUGAUAGUAGGAAGUAGUACUUCGAUCUAGCAGUAGCAGCCGCGCGGCCCUCAUGAUGAAUCAAAAUGUUGACAAUAACUACCUGUUACAACGCACAUCACAAUCUUGCAGCUUCACGGCACUCGUCAGCAGAAUGUCGAGUUGGAGGCUCAGUGUCAGGCACAACGGGCGAUUGCUGCGAAUGCGGUGGGAGAAGUAACGCGCUUGCGAGGUCAGGUCGAAGAAAAAGCCGAAGAAAUCCAAGACAUUAAGGCUUUUUUAUAUCGAUCGCCUGGUUGGAAGUUAAAGAUACAUACUUCCAGCAACUCUCAUCUCUCGUUCUAUACCUCAUUUUUUAGCCAUAGAAUCAGAUACCAGACUCACCUUUGCCUUUUAUCCAGCAAGAAGUUGUUACUCUCAUUUCUAAUCAAAAAGCCAAUGCUCUAGCAGACAUGGGGAGGCAGCAGAGCCUACUCGAGCUCAAGAUCUCCAAGCUUGAGGCCGACAUCGUCGAAUACAGAGCCAAGGAGCAAGACACAAAGAUGCUACAGGAGAGGGCUGAACUCCGUACUACCUCUUCUACCUUGUAUUUCAUUGUGCCCCCUCUUUUCUAUUUCUUAUUCUUCAGUAUUUUGACUUUCACUGUGUUGUUGAGCUUGAGCUCCUGAACGACAUGAGUUUUUAGAGUUCUGCUGAUGGUGACAAGAAGUCCGCAGAGGCGGAUGAUCGGCGGAUGACCACGCGAUGCACGCAGCUUUUUGAGUUUCUGCUGAACUUCCAAGAAAACUCAACAUCAAAUUGAUGAAGAGGAUAUAAUAAUCUCCCAACAACAAGAACAACCACAUCGACAUCAUCUUCAGAGGGAGCUCUCGAACGAACGAAGCAGAGUUUCAAUCAAGUCUCCGCUGGCUACGUUUCCGAGUUAGAAUCCGAGAACGCGAUGCUGAAGCGCCAGUUUGACGUCCUCAUGGAGGAACAUCGCGAAUUCCUAAGUCUGCAGAAAAAGAAGAGCGCCGAAGAAUACUGUGCCAAGGUGGAGGAAUCUGUUACGGAGCGGAACGAAUUGACUGCUCAACUGAUGAAGAUGUCUGAGGAGAAUGGACAUUUGAUCCGGGAAAAUGCAGAUUUGACCAGUGUCAAGUCGAAAUUACAAGAACUAGAAAAGAAGUGGCUUGCACAGAAAGACCGUACUAAUGAUGAUAAAAUGUUGAUGUUCUAACUUGUAGCAUCCAUGCAAGUUCGUGUUCAUCUUCUAUGUAAAGAUGAUCAUAUUCAUAGCUGGUUGUAUAAGUACCUAAAAAUCAUGGCUGUAGCAGCAUCACAGACUAUGCUUCUCGAUCUUGUCGGUGUGUGUGACGUCUGUUUGUUGUCCAUUCUGUAGACGGUGGCCCUUCCUCAGUCCAAGAGGUAGGGAGCCAUUUCUGACUCUUUCCCCCCUCACAGAAAAGUAGUCCUUCAUUCUUUCUCUUUUCGGAAAAAGUACAACUACAACAGAAAUCGACUUUCACGCGGACUAUUCGUCAAAGCUUGGUAAUGAGUUGAAGGAUGCUCACGCGGAACUAGCAGAGCAACGGACUCAGAUAAGGAAUAUGACGAAUUCCUUCACAAAUUCUGAGAAGAUCGCGACAUCUCAAUACGACAAACUGAAACGAGAUUGCGAAGAGAAAGAAGAGAAAAUACAAGCGCUCAUUGCGAAGGUACUGUAAGUAAAAGUAGCUACAAGUCGUGCAUCUUGGUCACUAGUAGGUGGUAGUACUUAUAAUGAUUGAAGACUAUGCUCACACUUAUUCAAAUAACAUAGAAGUAGACAUGUUAAUGCUGUCCAAGCUUAUAAAAGAAGUAGGAAGUCGAAGUACACAUAUAAAUACCCUUUCUUGUUUAGUACCUCUCCAAAUUCUUCACGAUAUAUAUAAUCAAUAUCGGAUUGUAAUUUCAUCACCUCCUCGCACCAGGUCGGCGAACUUGAGCGUGUGAAGUACACACCGGUUCCUUACGACCCGAUCGACGCGGUCCUGCACCGCUGGAUCGAGGGGUUGAGGCCUGCCGUGCCCUUUUUCCGCAUGUCUCAAGGCUUAUACCUGUUCGGACGCAGACAGGUCCACUGUCAGAUCAACAACGAGCGGCCUGUCUUUCGAGUUGGUGGCGGCUUUUUAGGCUUUGAGGAGUUUUUGGAGAAAUAUCAAGACGAACAACUGGAAUUGUUGUUGACAAAGGAGACACUCGCAAAAGGACAGUGCUUUUCUGAGCUGAAGCGCAUACUACUGGGAGGAACAGACGACGCAGAGCUACAGAUGUCGCAGGAUCAACUUCAUGUUCACUACAAUUAGUGGAUAAGAUCAGGCUAUCAGGUUUUGACUAGAAGAAGUAAAAAGAUGUUAAGACACUUACUGCUGGUAGAAAAACUACAUACUCCAUGAUUUUCCAUUCCUUUCAUUCAACAUUCAUCAUACGGCCCCGUAAGCAGCUCCAAGACAAAGAAAUUUCCGGCUGUCUUACCACGUCUGUUUUUCCUAACUGAGCACUGUUAGCCACAAGAAGAACCAUAUCAUGUAGAAUCAUUCGAUAUUCGUAUUCGACUAGCACGGAGGAGCAUCAUAUGCAUCUGCUCUUUGCUUCGGAGAUGAAGUAAACUGAUUUAUUAUGCAACUAGCUAUUCCUAUGGGCAGCAUUGUAGUUGUAGCGACUGUCAUUAUUGUACAGCAAGAAGAAUGUAUAGCAACGCGUGAGUAAACGGAAAGCGAAAGAUAAUGACACGAUUACAAUGUAUGAUCAUUCGAGCCACCAGCAAUUUCAAGACGAAUUAUAAAAAUGGACACUGCUCAAGCGAUUUUUUCAUCGGAAUGAGAAGCAAAAGUGUUAUAGUCACUAUAGUGAGCAUCAGCAUAGCCUGUCGUUUUAGUAAACAUUGUUGAUCAUGUAGAGCUGCUUCUUAUCGUCGGCGUUGAGCGAAGAAGAAAAAAAGAUCGAUUAUACUGAUUCCAUUCGUUUUUCUGUCAGCAUGCAGUAGUGUUUGGGAGAAGAGGAUGCUGAUGCCCGAAAGAGCUAAAACACACAUCUAAUCUAUGUCCUCGAGCUCGAGCGACACUAUCCAUUCGCAAUUUACGUGGCUUGUUGAGAAAAAAUAUAUAGGUCCCCUACUCAGGCCCUGAUAGCCAGGUCGGGUUUUUGUGAGCGUUAUAAUUGUAGUAGAACCUGAGAAGUUGCUAAAGUCAAAUUCAGAGCAGACCGCGACCGCCAGGGAAGAGGCCUUAGCUGAAGAUUUUUCACCUUGCUUAGCGUUUUGCACAUGUGAAAUGGCUUUUCGUCUUGGUUCAGUGGUACUUACUUCUGUUGAAGAUGAAGAAGCAAGUAAAGAGCGGAACCAAAUUAUUAAGAGACGAGAUAGACAAGACCAAAGAGGGCCAUGUCAAUGUGUUAAAAAAAAGUCAUCAACGGCCACGGCCAGCACGCUGGUG